Molecule: messenger RNA, 462 nt
Organism: Aspergillus tanneri
Lineage: Eukaryota; Fungi; Ascomycota; Eurotiomycetes; Eurotiales; Aspergillaceae
Gene: RPS15
Product: 40S ribosomal protein uS19
Exons: 5
Coding region: 1-462 (153 amino acids)
Biological process (GO): translation; ribosomal small subunit assembly
Cellular component (GO): ribosome; cytosolic small ribosomal subunit
Molecular function (GO): RNA binding; structural constituent of ribosome
Source: RefSeq, a predicted model, not a curated record
AUGGCUGACGAACACUACAACGCUGAGGAGGCUGCCGAGAUUAAGAAGAAGAGACAGUUCCGCAAGUUUACCUACCGCGGUAUUGACCUCGACCAGCUCCUCGAUCUCUCCUCCGAACAGCUCCGUGAUGUCGUACACGCCCGCGCCCGCCGCAGGUUCAACCGUGGCCUGAAGCGUAAGCCUAUGGGACUCAUCAAGAAGCUCCGCAAGGCCAAGCAGGAGGCCAAGCCCAACGAGAAGCCUGAUCUCGUCAAGACUCACCUCCGUGACAUGAUCGUUGUCCCCGAGAUGAUCGGAAGCGUCAUCGGUAUCUACUCCGGAAAGGAGUUCAACCAGAUCGAAGUCAAGCCCGAGAUGGUUGGCCACUACCUUGGAGAAUUCUCCAUCUCUUACAAGCCCGUCAAGCACGGUCGUCCUGGUAUUGGUGCCACCCACUCUUCCCGUUUCAUUCCCCUCAAAUAA